This is a messenger RNA of Haemorhous mexicanus (house finch), 7162 nucleotides long. RefSeq names its product STEAP2 metalloreductase (gene STEAP2). Gene Ontology annotation, molecular function: cupric reductase (NADH) activity; ferric-chelate reductase (NADPH) activity. Gene Ontology annotation, cellular component: endosome; plasma membrane. NCBI's taxonomy places the organism in Eukaryota, Metazoa, Chordata, Aves, Passeriformes, Fringillidae. Bases 176 to 1645 code for a protein of 489 amino acids. Gene Ontology annotation, biological process: copper ion import. The record is from RefSeq and is a predicted model, not a curated record. The transcript has 5 exons.
CGGUGUUGUCGUUGCAGCUGGAGAUGCCGGCCCGGACCGGGGCCCCGCCGAGCUGCUCCGGGCUGGAUCUCCGCACCGCGCUGCCGCCCGCCAGCCCGCCCAGGGGGCACCGGCCCGCGCCCGGCCUCCCGUCAGCCCGCGCCCCAAGCCAUUGUAAGUUUGGUGUCUUGGAAGUAUGGAAUCAAUCUCUAUGAUGGGAAGUCCCAAGAACCUCAAUGAAACUUUUCUACCAAAUGCUGCCAAUGGCAUCAAGGAUGCCAGUAAGGUCACGAUAGGCAUCAUUGGAAGUGGAGACUUUGCUAAGUCAUUGACAAUCAGACUUAUCAGAUGUGGGUACCACGUGGUCGUAGGGAGCAGAAACCCUAAACACGCUGCUGACUUCUUUCCCCAUGUGGUUGAUGUCACUCACCAUGAAGAUGCAGUAGCUAAAACAAACAUAAUUUUUGUAGCCAUACACAGAGAACAUUACACCUCUUUGUGGGAUCUCAAACAUUUGCUUGCUGGUAAAAUUCUGAUUGAUGUCAGCAAUAAUACAAGAGUAGACCAAUAUCCAGACUCCAAUGCAGAGUAUUUGGCAUCACUUUUUCCUGAUUCCCUAAUUGUCAAAGGAUUCAAUGUCAUUUCAGCGUGGUCACUACAGUUAGGACCAAAAGAUGCCAGCAGACAGGUCUAUAUAUGCAGUAACAAUGUUCAGGCCCGCCAUCAAGUUAUUGAGCUUGCCCGUCAGCUCAGUUUCAUUCCUAUUGAUUUGGGGGCGUUGUCAUCUUCAAGGGAGAUUGAAAACCUGCCUCUGCGACUGUUCACCCUGUGGAAGGGGCCUGUACUCAUUGCCAUUAGCCUGGCAACAUUUUUCUUCAUCUAUUCCUUUGUCAGAGAUGUCAUCCAUCCGUACAUGAGAAAUCAGCAGAGUGACUUUUACAAGAUUCCCAUUGAGAUUGUGAACAAGACCCUGCCAAUUGUUGCUAUCACUUUGCUCUCUCUAGUAUAUUUAUCAGGACUCAUUGCAGCUGCUUAUCAGCUUUACUAUGGCACUAAGUACCGGCGCUUUCCUCCUUGGCUGGACAACUGGCUCCAGUGUCGAAAGCAGCUUGGACUGCUCAGCUUUUUCUUUGCAUCAGUGCACGUGGUGUACAGCCUCUGCUUGCCUAUGAGGAGAUCAGAGCGGUACUUAUUCCUCAACAUGGCAUAUCAACAGGUUCAUGCGAAUAUUGAAAAUUCUUGGAAUGAGGAAGAAGUGUGGCGAAUUGAAAUGUAUAUCUCCUUUGGAAUAAUGAGUCUUGGAUUGCUUUCUUUGCUGGCAGUAACUUCCAUCCCUUCAGUAAAUAGUGCCUUAAACUGGAGGGAGUUCAGUUUUAUUCAGUCUACACUUGGAUACAUUGCUCUGCUUAUAAGUACUUUCCAUGUACUGAUUUAUGGAUGGAAGAGAGCUUUUGAAGAAGAGUAUUACAGAUUUUAUACACCACCAAAUUUUGUUCUUGCCCUUGUUCUGCCUUCCAUUGUAAUUGUAGGUAAGAUCAUCUUACUUUUGCCAUGUGUAAGUAGGAAACUGAGGAGAAUUCGAAGAGGAUGGGAGAAAAGCCAUGUUAUAGAAGAAGUAAGUGGGUCUGUUCCACAUCUCUCCCCAGAAAGGAUUACUGUAAUGUGAUUAUAUUUGUUAACACCGUUGUACAUGUUUGGGCUUUGAUUUUUAAUUUUUUUUUGUCUAUGUCAAAUAAACUUGCAUUUUUAGGAGUUUAGUUAAGUAGGAGUCUUUGUAAAGUCUCUUGCUUGACAUAUAUACAAGCUCUUAACCAAACUAUGAGAAGUUUAUAACUAGAAGACAACUAUUUCUGUUAACUACAAAAAUAUUUUUCUUUUGAAUUACAGAAGGCAGAUGAUUAUGAAAUAAAUAAAAAAAAAAUUUUCCUUUGAACAGUUAUAUCACAAUAGUAUUAUAUUAGAAACGGGCUUUACAGAUAUUUUUUUGACUUAGAGCAUAUGUGUCAGAGUGCUGUUUAUUAUAUGACAUUUUCUAGGCAGUGUUUCUUCUAUUAAAACCACAUUUCUGGGUUAAUGAGUUCAAAAUGUAAAUUAUUUAAGAAAUAACUAGAAUUUGAAACAAAUUAAUUUGUAAUGCUCACAGAAUCACAGAAUGGUUUGACUUGGAAGGGACCUUAAAGAUCAGUAAGUUCCAAAGCCCCUGUCAUGGGCCUUGACAACUUUAACUAGACCAAGUUACUCAAAGCCCCAUCCACCCUAGCCUUGAACACUUCCAGGGAUGGGGCAUAAACAACUUCUCUGGACAACCUGUGCUAGUGCCUCACCACCCUCACAGUAAAGAAUUUCCUCCAAAAAUCUAAAUCUAAACCCAAUCUAAAUUGACUCUCAUUUAGUUUAUAACUAUUCCCCCUUGCCCUGUCACUACAUGCCAUUGCCCUCUCCUGCAGGCUCCCUUCAGGAACUGGAAAGCUGCAAUUAGGUCACCCCUAAGCCAUCCCUUCCAGGCUGCACAAACCCAAUUCUCUCCACCUUUCCUCCCAGGAGAGGCUCCCCAGCCCUCUGACAUCUCAGUGGCCCUGCUCUGGACUCCAACAGCUCCAUGUCCUUCCAGUGCUGGGACCCCAGAGCUGGGUGCCGUGUUCCAGGUGGGGUCUCUCUCACCAGAGCAGAGCAGAGGGACAAAACCUCCCUGCCCUGCUGCCCACGCUGCUCUUGGUGCAGCCCAGGACACGUCUGGCUCUCUGGGCUGUGAGUGCACAUGGCUGGGUCAUGUCCAGCCUCUCACCCAGCAGCACCCCCAGGUCCUUCUGGGCAGGGCUGCUCUCAAUCCCUUCAUCCCCAGCCUGUGUGGAUACUGGGGGUUACCCCAGCCCAGGUGCAGCACCUUGCACUUGGUCAAGUGUAUUGCACAUGUACAGUAUAUUUAUUUGUGUGUGGUUUUACACCAUUACAUGAUUGGAAUAUGCAAACUCGGUCUCAAUUAUGGUGUGACUGUACAUCUUGUAAGCAAAGGGUAUUGUACUGAACUGUCUUUUUUUUUUUUUUCAAAGUAUUAAGUAGGAUUUUAGAUCUUUGACAUCUCUUUAUUUCCAUACAUCAUAUAAUGAAGAUUCAAAACAGUGCUAUACAUUUAUAGAAAGAUACAUGUGUAAACUAGUUUUUGAUUUUUUAAUGACUUUGAAAUAUGUGGAGAUAUUUUAAAACAAAAAGAAAAGCUGAGAAUUCAGCAACAAUAAAAAUCCAUUUUCACUGUGAAACUUCCAAUAUAUUGGAAGCAUCACAAUGAUCAUGUUCUGUAUGUGUCUACACUGGAGUUUCAGUUAUUAUAUAUGAAUUUCCCAGAAUGUGUCUUAAAUUCUUAGUAUCUUUUUGUGCAAAUCCAAUCCUCUAUUUUUAUAUAAAGGUCUAACUUUUACAAAUGUCUCUGGGAUAUGCCUGAAGUUUUGAGAAACCAAAUUAUUAUUACUAUACUUAAAAAUCUCUAAACCUUGACAUUCGCAUUUGCUGUCAGAUUCUAAAUAAUGUUCACAAUUACUUAUUACUACUGCUGUGUCAGUAGUAAUUACUCUUCUCUAACAAAACAACCAAACUCAACUCAUACCUUCAGGCUGCUACUGCUUAAUUAGCAGAACUUCUAUUUCAGUGAAUCAGAUUGUGUAUUUGAUUCUAUUUUUCUUGUAUUAAAUUAUAUUUUUUCUUAUCUAUAUUUGCACUGUUUAAAAUCUCUGAUUUUCUUAGCUGAACCUUCUCUUAUUAUUUAUUGCUUUGAAAGAAUUUGGCCUAUCAUGUAUCAGAAAUAUAUAGAAUUAAGCUUGAAUUUAUCCUUAAACAUCACUGGUCCUGUAAAUCUCAUUAUCUCUGCUUGUAAUGAAAUUAACAGCUUCACAGAAAAAGAAGAUUCUAGAAUCAAACUCUGCCCCCAGUUAUGCCAACCUAAGCCUAGAAUUCAAAGAAUUCAUGUUAGUUGUUCUUUAAUUAAUUUAAAAUUCAAAAUAUCUACAACUAUUUUAUUUUUAUUCUAGUAUCCAAUUUCCCCAAACUUAUACAUCAAGCCUGUGUAUAUUCUGGGUUUGUUGCAAAAUGAGAAACAGUUGAACUUCCUUUCAUUUUAAGCAUGUUCAAAUGUAGAGAUGAAAAAUAAAAUACUUGCAUGAUGUUUUUGCAGAAUUAAAGUAUUUUUAUAUGUCUUUAGACAUGUUUUGUAUUGAAUGAGAGACCAGUGGAUUCUUGAAAAUGGAGGUUUGUGAAUACAUUUUUUGAAAAAAACUACUGUUACAUGGGUCAACAGAGAUUUGAUACUUUAUUUUAGUUCACAAAUUUUCAAUUUCAAGUAGUUGGAAAGCUCAGAUUUAUCCUCCUUUUUAAGCCUUAUUGAGGAGUCAAUUGGAAGGAACAUAAUUAAUUUUAUUUCAUAAUUAAUUUUAUUUUUGGAAAAAUAAAUUCUAAUAACAGCAAUAAUUGGUCAGGCUAAGUUUUUUGAGUCUUGUCUCCAGUAGCUGACAAGUGGCAGAUGCUUCUAAAAAGAAAGCAAGUGUCCAGUGAUUUUUUUUCCUAACACAACUUCUCAGCCUCUUGGAAAUCAAUAAUUUUGGAUUUAUUCGAGACAGGUGCUGCCUCUGGAUUACUGUAUUUAAUAGCUACAUUCUCCAAAAAUGUAUCAAACAUUCUAAGAAUUUGAAACCCUCCUAUUUUUUAACAGAAAAAAAGGUUCAGUAAAUAUAUCCAAUAAACUAAAAAAUGUUUGCAUUCUUUCUUUUUUCCAAAACCAAAUAAGUUUGUUUCAGGGUAUUUAUUUGAUUGUUCCUCCUCCAAUAUGCAGCUAUUUCAGAGAUUGCUGGUGAUAUACAAGUACAAUACUUUUUUUAUCCAACAUUCUAGACAUUAACUGAAAACCCUGUUGCUGCUGGAGACAGACAGGAGCUUAAACUAUUACAAAUGAUGUUUUCACAUAAAAAUGAAGAACAAGUAACAAUUAUGACUUCUAACCUAACUUUGUCUGUAAUGGCAUUCCAAAAGGUGUACAUUUCUUAAAAGGCUUGCAGAAUUGAAUGUCCUGGACUGUUUCCUAUUUCACUAUUGCAGAGUGAAACCCCAGUCCUGCACAUGAAACCUAAUUAAAAUCACUAGAAUGGGGUGGUAUAACUGAGAGUAGAAUUUCAUACCUCUGAACAGAUUUAGGCAGAAAGUAUUACCAUUGACAAUCUGACUACAUUUGAAAAUUAAAUACGCUGCUAAUAUUUUAUGGUAAUUUUACAUUUCUGUGGAAUAUGUAGUUAACAUUCCUGUUCCCUACAAUUAUUUAAUUAUUUUGAUGCAAUAGUGAUAAUGUUGCAGAACUAUGAUAUUGUACUAACUGAGAAAUACUGUCAAAGUCCAUAGAUACUGUACUGUAAUGAAUCCACUGACAGUAUAUGCAGAAAUGUAUUGGCCCUCUUUCCUAUGCAAAAAGUUACUUCAUCAUUAAAUUUCUUCAACACUGACUAUACUGCAAAAUUUUAACCUGCCAAAGAUGUCUGGAGAGAGUAAUGAUGAGUCAUUCCUAUUUUCAAAUUGUGUGUAGAAAAUUAAAAAUGUGUUUUAACUUUAUAUGUUACUUGAAAGGUUGAAAUAUUAAAGUAUUAAUAAAUAGACAGUAUUUUUAGAUCAACUAUGUGUAGAUAUUUUGUGAAAUAUUUGUGCUACAAAAGUGACAUAUGAUUUCCUGUUAGGCCCUGUAUUUACCUCUAACUGGAAGAGCAUGUUGACUUGUUAUUUAAUAUUUUGUAGUGUUCUUUAAGGACCAAUUCAUUCUAACAAAACACUGUUAAGCCUGAAGGUAAACAAUGCUCAUACAUUUAGCAAACUUUAUAUCCAGCAUAUGUUUUGUCCCACAAGGGAUCUUUAUUCAUGUGACCAAACACAUAAACUCAGCAUAGGCUUCUCAUUGGAAAAAUACCUGAGGCUAAUUGUUUCAUUUAGAUUGCCUAAAUGUAAACAACUAAAUUCAUGUAGACAUCUUAGUUACUUAGGAGAAUAAAUACAUAUUUUGGGGAAUAGUCUACUAUAAAAUUAUUUUUGUGUAGCCUUAUAUAAAUUGCUUAACUGCCUAAUGAAAAUAAGUAAUUAAAUAAGCCUAAUUUCUCUUAAUUAUUGUACAGUGUAAAAAAUAGAGCUUAAUAUGUGAUACAGAAUUGUACACGUAUUAUAAAAUGGAGACUUCUAUGUAUUUAUCAACAGGUUAUUUGUUUUCCAUGGAUAUUAAGGUGUUCUUUCUUGACAUUGUCUAAAACAGAGUUCUGUCAUAGGUUCCAUGUGUCUUUAAUUUUAACUUAAAAUUCUAUUAACUGUUGCAACUAUGUACAAGUUAAUUAAGUGCAGAUGUCCUUGAAUUAUUUAGAGUUUUUGAGUUAUUCAGAGAUUAAUUAUUUUGUAAUUGUUUUGCAAGUUUUUAGCUUGUGGUAAUGGUUACUGUGAAUUUUUGCCACAUUUAAUUUUUUGUUCCAACAUUGUAAAUUUUAUGAUGUGCCAAGAAUAUUUUUAUUUGGCAUUAAUUGCCUAUAAAAUAGUGUGUCUCUAUGUUUGUGUCUCUAUGGUAUUAGCUACCCAACUGCCAUUAAAGGAAAUAGUUAAUUAAUAUAAGGCAAUGAGUUCCCCAGUGGUAAUAAAUUUCACAGGUGUAAAUACAGUUAGGAAACAGCUUUCCUCUGAAAGUUAGAUAUAUCAGGUGUAUAAAAAUUAGAUUGAAUUUUUCAGUGUAAUAUUUUCACAUAUGCAGUGGUAAUGAAUGCAUAUGCAUAGUUCCUUGCAGACAGUGCAUCUCCUAAUACACAAGGUUUUGGUUUCUUGGCUGUUCAUCCUGUAGUAUUUUCUGUCAAUAUAAUGAAUAAUGUUGCAGUACUGAUAUUGUAUCACCAUAUGAUACUGCUUGAAUUAAUUAGAUUACAGCCUUUAAAAUAAGUGACACAUUUAACUGUCUUGAACAGUGAUCUCUGUCAUUAUAUAUUGUUUCUCACGCCUUGUUGGCAGUGUCUUACAGUAAGAAUAAUAUGUCUCCCAUGUGUAAUAUUCUCUUUGUAGUUGUGUUUGUCAGACUGUUUGUGCUAUCUCUCUGAACAGGGCUAUUAUAAAUUAUUAGUAAUGCUCUUAUCUAUUUUUCCACAGACUGUGUUUUACACAAAAAUCAAUAAAAAAUCAAUGUAAGGUA